Messenger RNA from Caenorhabditis remanei, 1455 nucleotides. RefSeq lists its product as uncharacterized. Gene Ontology annotation, biological process: regulation of transcription by RNA polymerase II. The transcript is spliced from 6 exons. The coding region runs from base 1 to 1455 and encodes 484 amino acids. Gene Ontology annotation, molecular function: DNA-binding transcription factor activity, RNA polymerase II-specific; protein binding; RNA polymerase II transcription regulatory region sequence-specific DNA binding. The record is from RefSeq and is a predicted model, not a curated record. NCBI's taxonomy places the organism in Eukaryota, Metazoa, Nematoda, Chromadorea, Rhabditida, Rhabditidae. Gene Ontology annotation, cellular component: nucleus.
AUGGAAGAAGAUAAUCCGAGUGUUCCUAGUUCUCUCGACGAUUCCGAUUCCUCGAUUCGAACUGAUUUCGAUACGAAGAUUUAUGUGAAGUACAAAACAGAUGAUGACAGUGUUGAAGAAGAAACUCUAUUCGGCCAUCGUAUCGUCCUCUCCUCAUUCUCUCCACUUCUCCAUCAACUCAUCCAAGACGCCACGUCAUCAUCUUCCACGUCUUCAUCCACGUCUUCUUCCACCUCUUCAGAAUCCGCAGAUGAAUCAAUCACCUCAAUCAAACUGGAUCUUUCGAUAUUUCCCAACGCCCUGGCUGCCUUCAAAGUGAUACUCGAGUCGAUGUAUUCGGGUGAUAUCAAAAUGAAAAGUGUCCAACCGAACGAGGUCCUUGCCAUCUGCCGAUACUGCCAAAUAUCAGGUCUUGAUCAGAAAAUCUUGGCAUCAUCAUCCACACCUCCAGUCACCCUUGCCAACAUUCUUCAAUGCUCCCAGCAGAGUUCGAGUCCAUUUCUACAGUAUACCAACUCACAACAGAUACCCAAUUAUCUGACGACUAUGCUGAAUUUAUGGACGAAUCCAUUCUUCAAUGCACUUUUCGGUGGAUCACAAGGAGCUCCGAACUUGACGUUCUCUCCGCAAUCUGACACGGAAAAUAGCAGAACUCAAUCAGAAGGUAGUUCUCCGCGCGCCAACUCCUCUGCAACUCCACCCACCACGGAUCUGGAAAAGAUUGUGCCGAAUGACGACAAGGAAGGAUGGUGCAGGAAUAAGAAGUAUAUUGAGAAAGUUGACGGUGGAUUCAUGUGUACUGUAUGCCGGAAGAUCUACGGGCGGUACAAUUCUGUGUCCUACCACGUGACAAUCUAUCACCGUAAUCCACCGAUUAAGUGCGAGGAGAAUGGAUGCAACUUCUCGACACGUGAAGCAAGAUAUAUCCAUUUUCAUAAAUAUUAUCGUCAUCAUAUCCCACUUCCAGAGAAUAUUGACCUAGGAUCCCGAAAGUGUCCAUUCUGUAGACACGUGUCAAAGAGUCCAGCAAUGUUGGAGAAGCAUAUUGCUCGACACGAAACCGAGGGAACCAAUGGAUCACCGGGAGCACUGAAAAGAGCACAGAGCAAAAAAAAGAUUGUUCCAACAAUGACUUCUGACGUCAUCGGUGUUCCCGCGACGACUUCAAUUUUCGGACCGACGACUGGAAAUCCAGCUGGAAAUAUUCCGAUUCAAUGCUCAUUGUGCACGUAUUCCACCAACUCCACCGACCUUCUUUUCAUCCAUUUAGCAAUGCAACAUACCCAAGAAUUGGCUCAAUGCUCUGGAAUACUUGCUGAUAAUUCAUCUGAAACAUCUACAAGUACAUCGAGUAGCAGUGACGGAGAACCAAUGAUAACGGAUUGUGAUUUAGAUGUUAAGCCAUUGAUUGAUCAGUCUUUAAUGCUUCAUUUGAAUACGCCGUUAUCCAAUUAA